This is a messenger RNA of Sphaeramia orbicularis (orbiculate cardinalfish), 1482 nucleotides long. It is a transcript of the gene spmip7, whose product is annotated as sperm microtubule inner protein 7. The transcript has 11 exons. The record is from RefSeq and is a predicted model, not a curated record. NCBI's taxonomy places the organism in Eukaryota, Metazoa, Chordata, Actinopteri, Kurtiformes, Apogonidae. The coding region runs from base 1 to 1482 and encodes 493 amino acids.
AUGGCUGCAUGUUUGGACCUGACCAAGCCUUUUUCUGCAGAGCUGCACGUCAUCAGACGGCUGAACAACACUUUGAGUCGACCCGGUGUUAGAGAUGGACUGAAACCUGCUGAGCGCUCGGCCCUAGCUCCGUUACGAUGUGACAUUCCCCUGUUGGACCCUUGCUGUGGGCACCUGAGCGCCGGAGCAGAGGUGAACCUGGGUAUUAAAGGUCGACAAACAUUUAUUGAUAUCCCACAUGUGGCCUCUGCUCUGUGGGUCCCUCCAGGUUUCAGAGAGAGACCCCAAACAUCUCCACGGCCCCACGGUAGCCUCUGUGAAGAUCUAUCCGAGGACAAGGCCUGGAGCUCGAGGAAGGUCCCGGAAUCUGCACUGAGAGCAAGAAUCAAUGGUUCAACCAGUUCUGUUCAAGUUCAACCCCACUCGGCGAGGACACGGAUGGAGUACGGCAGUAUUCCUGACAAACACACUGCAGUGCAGGAUGGAUUUUCUCCUGAUUUGAGGCUGUGGACAGACAACACGCUGGCAGUUCGACGCUUCAGAUUCACUUCUGCAACUCAGAGGAGUUACGAGGAAGUUGGUUGGGAUACAAAAUUACCACGGCGCUUGAAGGCACCGACGACAUCCCUGGAGAAAAUGGCCGACCCAGUGACGGAGCGACCUUCUUCAAGGAGGUACAAUAGCAGACCUCAGCUGUGGCAGUCUGUUGGAGCUGAAUGGAAUCGGCAGCAGCUUCGAUCCAGGAAUGACGCCAGGAAACCCAUAUCAUUCUGCAGUGGAUGUCCAAGAUCAGGGCAAAUCCCACUGUACAUGGGCACUGUUGGUUCCAAAAACAUGGACAACAUUGACAACAUGGAUGAAAACUUCUCCCCGCUGACCCUGAAGAGGAGCGUCCUGCCACCGUACACGCCCACAUCACGCCGAACUACUAUUCCUGGUUAUACAGGGAAGGCGGUCUAUGCUGACGCUGCUGCUGCUGCUGAUGCUGCAGUCUUAUUCCCAGCUGGAUCCAGUCCUGCAGGGGCCCCAGGGGUGGAUGCUUUCGUCCAUGCUGCGCCCCUGUCCCGAAUGGUGACCACCACGGCGCCCUGCAACCCCUUCCUGAGACCGACGCUUCCUGCCUCGUAUGCAAACACCCACAUUUACAUCUACAAGGAUUGCACUCGAGCAGCAGUCAAUUCUGGGUUUAAGCAGUGUGAUGGCAGUUCAUUUACUGUUAUCGGCAGCCGGCACAGAUUUGUUAAGGUUUAUCAAUUCCUUUACAUUGCAGUGAAUCCAGUCAAUCCAGUCGAAUAUCAGCUGACAGCCCUGUUUGUGUUGCUCACCUCACCUAUGAGCAUCCAAAAGUCGCCCUCUCUGCUCUCACGGACAAACCGAGGAGCUUUGAGGAAGUCGCGGAGUGUUGCUGCAAUCCUGAUGGUCGCGCACAGAGUUCCUCCUUCUGCAACCAACUGCCCCAAAGUCGUGGUUCUUAGGAGAUAA